This is a messenger RNA of Haliotis rubra (blacklip abalone), 5842 nucleotides long. RefSeq names its product stAR-related lipid transfer protein 3-like. NCBI's taxonomy places the organism in Eukaryota, Metazoa, Mollusca, Gastropoda, Lepetellida, Haliotidae. The transcript has 14 exons. Bases 273 to 1724 code for a protein of 483 amino acids. Gene Ontology annotation, molecular function: lipid binding. The record is from RefSeq and is a predicted model, not a curated record.
GUAUACAUUAUAUUGUCAAUUUUCACCGUCCGUACUCGGCGGAAAUAGCUAAAAAUAGGAAGGAAGGAAUUGGAUGGUACUAAGAGAAUCACAAUCUGUAUUCGGUGUUUGACACGCUGCAUUACUCAAUUUGUGUCUAUUAAACCACUUACCAAAUCACUAGUCGGUAAAAGAAUGAACAUGGACAAAAUGGCGGAAGUACCGUGUGACAGAAUUUACUGAUCAUUUGCAUACUAUGUUUAGACAGCUGACACAACAGGAAGAUUAGGACCAUGUCAGUGAUGUCUCUUAAUACGACUGAAGGUGAUCUUAUACGAGUCGGUCGGACACGGGACUGGGCUGCUAAACAGGCAGGGCAGGCUCUGUACCCAGGCGGCUCCAUACCAGAGCAAACCAGUGGAUGGCCAGAAAUCAGUGGGACAUACAGCAACAGCUCCCUGAUGGAUGAAAGCCGGGGCAAGAUGUCUGCCGUCAGGCGCACCUUCUGUCUGUUCGUGGCCUUCGAUCUGAUCCUCACCUUCAUCCUGUGGGUCAUCUAUACUCAGCUCAUAGGGGAUAAAGGUUGGGUCGCCUUUCAGAAACAAGUUGCAGGAUACAACUUCACAAUUUCACUGUUUGAUACUGUGAUGUUGUCUGCAGUGCGCCUUACAUUCCUUUUACUGGCCUAUGCUUUGUUCAAUUUAAAACACUGGUGGAUGGUAGCUGUAACAACGUUUUUGUCCUGUGCCUUCUUGGUUGCAAAAAUAUUUUUAUUUGAUUUUGGCUCCACCCAGAGCAGUAAGAACCCCCUGAGCUACUGUUUGCUCAUCAUCUCCUUCGUGCUGGCAUGGGUAGAGACGUGGUUCCUCGACUUCAAGGUGCUGCCACAGGAGACCAAAGACAGGGAGAAAAGGGAAAGAGCUUCCAGAGGGUAUAUUGAUGAGCGAACACCUCUACUCCGUGACAAUGAUGAUCGUUCAGUAGAUGACAGUAGAUACUACUCUCCUGUAGAGUCACUAGAUGGGUCUGAUGAAGAAACUGACAAGCAGGCCCGUGACCGGUUCUACAGCGUCCCCGCCACAGGACAGAGCAACAAACAGGAGGUAGACUACCUGAGUAUCGGCCUGAGUGCGUGGAACAACAUGUGGGACAUGAUCACUAGUGACGACUCAGAAUGGAAGAAGGAAGCUGGGACUGACCCCACAGGAGGGUGCGUUCACAGCAGGACUGUGCCCACACACGGCAAGGUCUUCAGGCUGCAGGGUUUAGUGGAGCUGAGUCCAGCUGAUCUGUUUCGUGAGAUAGUGACCAAUCAGAGUGAGCAGCCGGACUGGAACCCCACUGUGAUUGAGUGCAGGACAUUGCAAGUCAUAAAUGACAACACAGAUGUCUCUUACAAUGUCGCUGCUGAGGGUGGUGGCGGCCUCAUCACCAGCAGGGACUUCGUCACCGUGAGACACUGGGGCGUCAAGGAUGGCACUUACAUGUCAGCAGGCAUUGCUACCACACAUCCAGAAAUGCCACCACAAAAGAAAUAUGUCAGGGGUGAGAACGGCCCAGGAGGCUGGGGCUUCAAACCUGUCCCAGGGGAGCCUGAUCAGUGUAUCUUCGUCUGGCUGCUCAACACAAACCUCAAGGGCUGGCUGCCGCAGAAGCUGAUCGACCAGAGUUUGUCAACAGUCUGUCUUGACAUGCUUGCUCACGUACGCAAACGGGCGGAAAGCCUAAAUAACACUGAGAGGUGAUGGGAACAUGCAGAAAUGUGCAAGGACACAAGCUCGUCACAGGAAACUGGGUGCAAUAUAGUGACAAUUUCUGUAUAAGUCCUGUUCUUGUUGUGACAAGUCACCAGCCAACACGGUCCAGCUUUGGAUCCUGUGGUUCAUGGACCAGCUUUGGAUCCUGUGGUUGAGGGUCCAGCUUUGGAUCCUCACAAUGACAGACUCUUGCUGUGUGUUGGAAGAUAUAUUAUGGAACACAUAGCAUAAUCGAAACAAUGUACUGACUGAUACGGGAUAUAUCAACCAACAGCUACCAGCACUAACAGGAAGAACCAUUGUCCCGCACUGCUGGUUGUAUACAACACUACAAGGGUGCUGACCCUUGUGUGACAGAAUGUUCAGGCCACACUUUAUACUUCUUGGUUUACAUGUGAAAUAGUCCUCAUAUUUUAAAUGAUUUACCCAAAAUUUCAAUACUGAUUUUCUGAAAAAAGUAUUUUUUUAUACAAAACAUAUUUUAAUUAACUUUCUUUUGCAUGUUUUAUAUAUAUAAACAGCUUUCAAGUAAGUUAGUUUCAUGAAAUUCAGUUCAUCCAGAAAUGUUCUGAAUGGUGUUUACAUUAUUGGAACUACCCCAUACCCAUUAUUGGAACUACCCCAUACCCAUUAUUGGAACUACCCCAUACCCAUUAUUGUAACUACCCCAUACCCAUUAUUCACCCAGAAAUUUAUUAUUGCCUGAUUAUGUGAUUGGGUAGCUUCUGGAUUAACCGACUUUCACAGCAUUCGAAUACUGAUUUUGAAUUUAAUAAUUGUACUUUUAUUUGAAAGAUAUUAUGUUUCGAUUGUUUGAGGCACUGACCAAGCAAGAAUGAACCAUGUGAACCAAGAAAGCCUAGAUGGAGUUACUAUACUAUGUUAUCUAUAGAAGCUAUGAAAUCACUGGCAGGUCUGUCGAUCUCCCAACACAACAACCUCUUCUUUAUCACUGUCCUGUCUACAUAAGAAAAUAUUCACACUUCAUUAUGUCUCAUAUGUCUGUAAAUAAUCUUUUCUACAAUUAUGCUGUUGUAAAAGAGUUUAUAUGCAAGAAUUAUCUUGUAUUUCAAAUCGUGAAUUGUAUUUAGGGACCUGAUUCUGCCACCACCAUUUUAUAUGCAAUGUUAUUCAUGUAUUCAUCAUUCAACUAUUAGGGAUAGGCUGUGAGAGAGCUUGGACACAUUAUGUGUUAGCAUAUAUGCAUGAGGUGUAUGCGGCAAUGUUACUUGGCAUUCUUGUUCACAAAAGUAUCUUGUAAUUAUGUUAACAGAAUGGAAUAGAUAAUCAGUUUGAAAAAGUGCCAAAAUAUGCUCAAUUUAUUAAGUUACUAAUAGGUGUGAAUUGCUCAUGUGAUGUUUAGAAAUAGUCAUUGAAAUCAAAUUUGUUUGUCAAUUAAUUUGAAGAGACUUUUAACUGUUUUGACUUUUGAAAUGGCUAAUUUACAUUGAAAGAAUUUUACGUCGCCUGCCAUGAAACAAGAAACUGAAACAUUUCUUCUUUCUCACUAAACAUGAAUGUAUAUAUUGGGGUGGGGGGUAAACAUGUUGUUCAAGGGAGAUAUUGGUGCAUAUGUUUAAAACAGUUUACAAUCAAUACCUACAUUAUGGAAAACAUGUCAAUUGUGGAAUAUAGGAAUUCUCCAUGAUAACAGCUUGUUGCUGGGGCAUUUACAAAGGUGCCAUGCAGGAAUAAAAACCAAUGUUAAUAUGCUAUUUAAUUAUAUUCAUGAUAACAAAGUCUUGCUAUUAUUUCUAGAACAAAAUAAAUGUAUAUAUGUAAAUAGAAAUACAAAGAUCUACCCUUGUAGGUGUAGAAAACUGACACGUGUGUCUGUAUGUAUUGUGAUGUGGGAUACUACUUGCAGAACAGUGUACACCAUGAAUAUAUAUGAUCGCUCAUGGAGAAGCCUGUUUCUUGCACAACUGAGAUAUUAUAAAGUUUAUUGUGUGACUGAUUUUAAUGCCAGACAAUAUUUCCAUAUCAAAUAUAAUGCUCAGAAGAGAGGAAUAUAAUCAUGAUUGGAAAUACUCAAAACAUAAAAUUAUGUGUUAUUAUAUUUGUGAUUACUAAUGAGUAUCAUAUUCAUCUAGUGUUAAUUAAUUUAUUGAUAAAGAACAUCAAUCAGAUAUCUUGUUUGAACAUGUUCUAAAUGUGUCAGGGUUAAUUUGAAGUUGUGACUGAUCAAGUUAACUGUUUGAAAGCAAAAUAUUUUCAAUUUGUUAUUACACAUGAUUCUAUUAAUUUUGAUAUAUCAAUCAAUCAGGUUUUGAAAUUUGUCAGAGCCUUCAUGAACAGAAUAACACAUACGUGACAAUUAUCAGAACAGGGUGACAUGUUCCUGAUGAUUCUACCUCUUCUGGAACCAUUGGUCACAAGACACUAUACCAUGUGUUCAUGAACCUUAACCCAAUAAAGCCAUCCCUUUAUACCAGACCAGUGCACCUGGUGAACCUAGGGUCUUCGUGUGCUGGUUGGGGACUGUAUACAGGAUGUCCCUGCUGCUCACACCUCCAUAGGAAGAGGUUUCGGUGACAUGACAGAGAAUGUGACCAAAAUAGACAGUUUUGGAUCAGAUUGUUUAUCAGAUUUGUACAUAUAUAUUCAUGCCAUGACAUUCAUGAGUAGCAGAUGUCUGCAGAACACUGACUAUGACAGGGAAAAUGAGGGUAAUAUUGAACUAAUGUCUGUACUGUUUAUGUCUGAAGUGCCAUAAGGGUUUGCCUGAUUUAAAGAAACUUUUGUUGUAAUUUUGUUAUCCACAAAGACUUUUAGGGCAAUUUUCCUUCAUGUGUGAUCCUGGAAAUACAUUGAUGUUAAAUUGCUACCAACUCCUUUGUUAAUUUCUAUAGACCUCACUUUUACCCAGGUGGCCAUGGGGUAGCCUAUUGCUGGAAUAUUGGUAACAGCGGCGUAAAACCCAACUCAUUCACUUGAUACAUGGUCAGAAGACUGAAUACAAUGUCCCAGCCUUUGAUAGUGAUAUCCCUUGUGCUGUCAUGUAAAUAAUAUAAAGGUUGUGUAGUGUAUAUCUGAUAGGAUGACUUUGUUUGCAUUGUUAAAUACAGACAUGCUGCUGGUGUACUUUGCCUGACAUUAAUUCAUUUCAAGUUGUCAUUAUAGGAAAGUAUUGGCUGUGAUUUUUCUUGUCACAGUCUGUUUUCACUAUGAAGUAUUCAAAUAUUUUCUAUGCCGGUGAUAAAUCUGUAAGUUGUAAUAUUUUUCUCAGUGUUUUUUCACAGUGUCAGUCAGCACAUGUAAAUGUAACUUCUUAAGGGUGAUUCAAACUUGCAUUUAGGUUUGCUUACUGUUUACUUCUUUAGCUUCGUAGGGCACAUAAUAGCCAUUACAGUGACAGAAGCGGGACAUAGGGCAUUUAGCACUGAGUUUGACUGGUCAUUUCUGAGGUGACCAGCCCUGGUAGGUGUGGAGCAUCCACUCCUUAUCACCACACUUUGUACAGACACUUUGUACAGACAUCUGCUGUAUUUGAGGAAGAGCCCUUCACUUGUAAUGUUUCAUAUGAUAAAAAAUUUCAAAAUUGUUUCAUUUUACCCAAUACAAUAAGGUUUCAUCAUUGUUUUAUUUUAUAUGUUAUCAUGGUACUUGAAGCAUGAACAAAAUUUCACUUUUAUCAUUUUAUACCUGAAAACAUGUAGCAAAUGUUCUCAUCAAGCAUGAUUUCAUAAUGGUGAGUGGUUCAAAUUUCUUUUACAACAGACACAAUAUUUUAUGUGUAAUGUUAAAGUCAUUGCCCAUUGAUGUAGGUAUGUUUGGGAAUAUGAUUAUAAUCUCUAACCAGAAAGGCUUACUUUUCUGUCUGAUAGUAGACAUAUUCUUCUGAAACAUAACUUCUGACCACCUAUUCAUGUUGUUGUGAUCACAAUGUAUUGGAUUUUAUCAAGGAGGGCUUGCAGUACAUGUAGUAGUGACAGGUUCAGCCUACGUCACAUGCUCCAUGCAUUCAUCACAAUCUGUACAAACUGUAGAAAGUGUGUACAGUGAACUCAUGUACUUAUAUCAUGUCUUGUAUAUAUGAGAAUGAAUAUGGAAAAUACAGUUUCAGAAUGUGUGAUAAUAUAAAAUAAAUGUCAUUUUUCAGUAAA